CGUUAGUGCAGAGUCCAGGAUGAAUCUGCUGUUUCGAUUCACAAAUUUUCGACAAAGAUUCCUUGGUUUCUCUUUGUCACGAAGGACAUUGGACAAUACAUGUUCUAUGUUUUUGAAAUCGUUCUGAGUCGCGGUGCAAAAAUUCGUCAUAAUGUUAGAUUUCAUAAGAGCAUAAUACUUAAAACUAAUAUGCGCUAAAUUCAACCGUCCAAAUUCACUGUCCAAUGCCACCGUCCAAUGGGACUCGAGAAAAGUAGUCACGUGCACAUUAUAUACAGCUGCCAUAAAAACCGGAUGGCAUUCCCACAAUAGCAAUGUAAAAUUGCCCACACCUGCAUCGCAUUCUUGUAAUGAGAGUCAUGACAGUAGGCCUACAGACAUUUCAUACACUCGCAUACACAGACAGCAUGGUCAUUACCAAUAUCAUUAUGCCUGCGUGCUCCUAUGCAACACGUACACGAAAAUGCCGAAGCCUAUGACUAACACACAUGUUAUACCUCCAUACACACGCAUAAACACAUUGAUAAAGUGAGCAGUGUAUUGUAUGAGCAUUCUGUGCGUUCGGCCUCGGUCUACGGGGACGGGGAGUGCAUGAAUACUUGCGUGCAAUAGUGAGUUCAUAUCAAACGAAGAAAGUGAACUAUCGUCCGGUGGUUAGCAUAUCUUCACUGCCGCUCAACGAAAGCGCCACGCCGGCGAACACAAUCCUUUAAACUACAAUUAAUUGAUUUAACGCUUGGCCAGACUGAAUGGAUACAUGUGGACUUUUCAGUGAUUAAACCCUAACAGCAUUUCAUUGACUUUCCAGAAACUUGUUGCAGGCACUCGUCACGUGUGACGGUAUUUUUGAAGAAUAGAAGAGCUUCUUAGUGGAAAACUACCGCGUCGCUUAAGUUGAUGUGGCCAGAACUAAGAGGUGCAAUAUAAAGUGCUCCUACGUCAUCGUCAAUUCAACAUCCGGCGAAUUCUCCAAUAACAGGUCCCUCCAACAAACAAGCCGCAAUUACGCGCUCUCUCCAUCCAUCUCGACCUGCAUCCAGCUUGCGCUCACACACAGAGACACACUCGUAUAACGCCACACACGCGCGCACACACACUCAGUCCAGUAAUGCUUCCAACCCUACUGGAGACGACCGCAUAAAGAAGGGUCAUCCAACGUCUGCUUCGAUAGGGAGUUGAUUAGACUGAAUUUGCCCUCCGUUUGUUUUACGCCAGUUGAGUAUUGAACGAAUCAAUAGUGGAGUUAGAGACAGCGGAUGCAUUCACCACUCGCUUGCAUCGUGAUCGUCUUCUACGGAAGCCAGUGUCCCACCCUUGAAAAAUGGCCGGGUUGGGAUUUCGCUGACUCUGAGAAACUGACAAAUUCAUCCAUUUGAAAAGGUGGAAAAUGCAUGACUGAUUGUUCUCCCUUGGGGGAAAAAAUAGUGAGAUACAUUUGUAAAAUAUUAGUAGGAACGUGUAGCAAGUGAUGGUGGAUCUUGGAUUCUCACUUAAAGGAUGUUAUCAUGAUGGAUAGGUGAACAGCUCCCACUUGGCAUUUUAGGUAGUACUUGUUGAGUGAAUAUCCGGUUUGAAUAUCCGGGAGUGAUUCUUUGAGAUCGAGGAACUACCCCCGAGAGGAAUUGUUUUGCCAAAAGGAGAUACUGAUGAAACCUGUGCUGAACGUUAUUUAUUACUGCUAUUGCCUCAAAGACAAUAUAGGUUCAUGAUUACAAAGAGAAAAUAAAAUCAUCUGGGAAAACAUUUUCAUGUGGCAAACGCGAUUCUUCACGUGUUAAGUAAAACAAACGACAAUGGUUCCUUCAAGACAAUUAAAUUAUUUCUGCUUGUAUCACGACCAGUGCUAGAUACGGAGUUAUUAUAACAGAGAAAGGGACAAAAACAAUCUGGAAGUUUCAUUCAAACCCAUCAAGCAACAGGAGGACACAGUGCAAUAUAUAAGGUGGUUGAUGAAAGAAAGAUCAGGAAGGCUUUGCCUAACGGGAUUUUGACCUGUGCUUUCUGAAUGUAACAAUGUCUCCAGGUCGUGACGGCACCCCAAGUGUUACAUCGCUGAAGGACCAGAGAUUGAGUGUCUACUGUUCGCCAAGAUUCUGCAGGAGAAGUCGGUAUCUUGAGAAGGCCUGCGUGAACUCGAUGCUGGAGAAGAAGGACGAUUUCGGGUGGCAACGAGCUUUUAAUCCGCGUUUCUCGAGCAAGGGGCCGUCCUCGUCGACUCGCAAGGACGGGAAGCGCGCCAUCUCUGUAAACGGGGCCAGUCCGCCGUUCCAGUGUCAGCGCCGGAAGUUCACCUCACAGUCCACACUAUCGCAUCUGUCGUCUUCAGACACCGAUUCGCUUGGGUGUGCUAACUUAAUGGCGAAUCUGGAUCUUAGCUCACCGAAAAUCACCACCAAUGACGCCGGCGCGGAAGAGGAUAACCCAUCGGCACCAGGCACUCCGACGCUUCUUCCAAAGCGACAAAAGCAGCGUCCCGCGUCUCUCGCUCUGCUCGACAACCACGCUUCGCAAAGUCUUGAUUCGAAUGCAAAUGGUGAGCAUCUUGGUUCGGCUUGUUGCAGUCUACACGUGCGGAAGGACCGCACCGCCGACCGUAGCCCUGCCGGAUCAGCUCGGGCAAUUCCAACCUCUUCAAAGGGUCUGAACCCACCUUCCUAUAACCCACUGAGCAAAUCGUGUUCUGAUUUGCGAGGGGGAACUAUCGACGAAUGCUGCAUGAUUCAUCGUAACUUUAGCUGCAGGUGCCCCAGUCACCUCUCGCUUCAGUCUGCGCGCGUAUCUACGCCUUCAGACUCGCAUACUGGCUCUAGAAUAAGCCUUUUAUCGGAAGGAGUUGACUCCUACGAGGGACUGUAUGAAAAGGCCUACAGAGCCACGUACGUGAUGGACAGGGACCGGCUGGUGAAUGAGUCUAAGGUUUCUCCAGAUAGACUGGUACGGGAAUGGUUAGCAAGACAAGAAGAAGUUACCCAGAAUACACCAGAACAACAGGAAGUAAAACAAUGAUUCACUUGAUAUAUUGUGUUGCAUUAAUGUCAUUGGAAACAACGAAAUGUAAUAAUGAUUAAUCUUAAUUGUACAAGAUUCCAUAUGCUAGAAUACAUUUCCCAUUAAAUAAGGGUGACAGAGUGAU
Messenger RNA from Lytechinus variegatus (green sea urchin), 3133 nucleotides. RefSeq lists its product as uncharacterized. Bases 2014 to 3006 code for a protein of 330 amino acids. The record is from RefSeq and is a predicted model, not a curated record. NCBI's taxonomy places the organism in Eukaryota, Metazoa, Echinodermata, Echinoidea, Temnopleuroida, Toxopneustidae. The transcript has 2 exons.